AUGGAACGCUUUUCACAAGUUAUCGAAGAUGAUUCACAUUCAACUUGUGAUGAUAUUAUAGCUGAGACAUCUCUCUCUUAUGGUAUAAUAGAACGAAUUAUUAAUGAUUGUCUAAAGACGAAAAAAGUUACAUCACGUUGGAUCGCUCAUCAACCUAAUGACGAACAGAAGCAAAAACCACUUACAAUUUGUUGUGAAAAUUUAGCAAUAUUUUGA
Messenger RNA from Rotaria sp. Silwood2, 216 nucleotides. The record is from the annotation of a GenBank genome assembly. Lineage: Eukaryota; Metazoa; Rotifera; Eurotatoria; Philodinida; Philodinidae.